Messenger RNA from Perca flavescens (yellow perch), 2663 nucleotides. It is a transcript of the gene evlb, whose product is annotated as Enah/Vasp-like b. Lineage: Eukaryota; Metazoa; Chordata; Actinopteri; Perciformes; Percidae. The transcript has 13 exons. Bases 421 to 1563 code for a protein of 380 amino acids. Gene Ontology annotation, cellular component: cytoskeleton. Gene Ontology annotation, biological process: actin polymerization or depolymerization; protein homotetramerization; positive regulation of actin filament polymerization. The record is from RefSeq and is a predicted model, not a curated record. Gene Ontology annotation, molecular function: actin binding; SH3 domain binding; profilin binding.
GCACCUCAGAAGCCGCUGUCAGCCACUCCGCCAGGCUUCUCGUCCUGCGGACAGCGGCGUGCUUCCCUCUGAGAUGGCCUCGGCCGAACCACCAGCCGCCUGACAAGACACCGGAUAACAUUUUCGUUUCUUAUUUUUUUUUAAAAGCCAGACCUUUGAAACUGUGGGCAUCCGUGCAGCAUUUUCCACACCCUGUCGCCUUUUCCAACCUCAACAUCUGCACACCCAGCCGGCUGUACUAGGCUUCGCUGGCAGCAUCGCUGUUUUUUUUUUAAUUAAAACACCCAGAGGUGCUGCUGCUGCUGCUACUGGAUCCUUUUACUAGAUCCUACUGGAUCCUACUAGAACUCAACUCAAGGACAAAGCACCGAGCACACAGAAAACAUUAUUCAUCUCCUAUAAACGGGCAGGAGAGGAAAGAUGAGCGAGCAGAGUAUCUGCCAGGCGCGGGCCUCGGUCAUGGUCUACGAUGACACCAGUAAGAAGUGGGUGCCUAUCAAGCCUGGACAGCAGGGAUUCAGCCGUAUCAACAUCUACCAUAACACUGCCAACAACACCUUCAGAGUGGUGGGCGUCAAACUGCAGGACCAACAGGUGGUUAUCAACUACUCCAUAGUGAAGGGCCUCAAGUACAACCAGGCCACCCCGACCUUCCACCAGUGGCGGGACGCCAGGCAGGUCUAUGGCCUCAACUUCGCCAGCAAGGAGGAGGCCACAACCUUCUCCAACGCCAUGCUCUUUGCUCUUAACGUCCUCAGCGCUCAGGAUGGAGGUCCAGCUGUCCAGCGCCAAGUCCAGAAUGGGCCAACUUCAGAUGAGAUGGAAGUUCAGAGAGCGAGGCAGAUGAUGGAGCAGCAGCAGCAGAUGCAGGCACAAUUGGAGCGGGAGCGACGGACGUCCAACUCAGGUUCUCCUUUCCAAGGCCACCCUGCUGUGCUCUCUGUGGCCCCCCCAGUAAUACCUCCCCCAAUGAACAUGGGUGGCCCUCCUCCCCCUCCACCACCACCGGGACCUCCACCACCUUCAGCAGGGGCACCCCCACCUCCGCUCCCACCACCACUUCCCAUGGGUGGAGGGAGUCACGGGGAUGAACCCCCCGCCCAUACGGGUCUCGCCGCUAUGAUCGCUGGAGCCAAACUUCGCCGCGUUCAAAGACCCCAAGACGACAGCUCUCCAAGCGGCAAAAACGAAGCCAACCGAACAAGUGGAGGAAGCGGAGGACUGAUGGAGGAGAUGAACGCUCUGUUGGCGCGAAGAAGGAAAUUAGCCUCAGAGAGGCCCGAGGACAGCCAAAAUGAUGACCCAAAUUCUCCGUCACCCAGCACUCGGAGUGGACAGAAUGCCACAGAUGGUGCAAAGAAGCCUUGGGACCGAGCUAACUCUGCAGACAGGUCAAUGGUUUCAAGGGUACGGCCCGGUGGGGGUGGCAGUGACACAGACUCGUUAGACCUUGACAGAAUGAAGCAGGAAAUCUUGGAAGAAGUGUUUCGUGAAUUGCACAAAGUGAAGGAGGAAAUCAUCGAUGCCAUUAGACAUGAACUCAGUCGAAUUAGCACGACAUAAUCUUUCAGAGCAACUCCCCGACAUGAACCACCUUUUUGAACCAUUGCCCAUGCAGCAGCUGCUGUGGCCCUGAGCAGGAGGGAGGAAGAGGAGGAGUAAGAGAAGUCAGGAAUGAAGGCCCAAACUGUGACAUCUACUCAUCCUGUUCAGCUGUCGUGUUGAAGCAUCGCUGCAACGUUGCUGUAACACCUCACACAUGUCUGUGUAACAUUUGGUUUGUUUGUCUGGACGUGAAUGGGGCACACUCUCGCACUGAUUCCUCUUAUUUCCUCACAUUUUCUGUCUGUUUGUUUGCCCAGUUCGCCCCUCUGUCCUCCGCCUAAAGGAGAAUGGAUAAAAUUCCAAUGACUUUGUUUGUUUUGCUUUUUUCAAAAGUUUGUUUUAAACUUUUUUAUUAUUAUUAUAAGGCUAUUAUUACUAUCAUUUUCAUUAUUGUUACUAUCAUUUUUACGAUUGUCAAUGUAAUGUUGAUAUAAGUUGUAGUAGUGUAGUGAGUACAAUGGUAAUAAUGAGGAAAAUGAUCAUGAGAAUAUGAUAGUAAUUAUAAUGUUGGUAAUUAUAAUUGCACAUCAGUUUAUGUCAGCCUUUUGUAUUUUAUAUUGUUUGUUUUCAUUUUUUUUGUUUUACAUACAGUUGCAAGCACAUCCAAACUAAAUGCUCAUCAUCUAACCUGGAACAUUUUUUUUAAAGGUUUUUUAUCCUUUUCUCCAACACAGCUGUGUGUGGAACCACGGCAGAAAAAAAAACAGGCGCUGAUCUGAAAACGAGGGUGGAAUAAACUUCUUUGGAUAUUGCAAUCUUGUAAACAAAAAAGAAAAAAAAUAAUACACCAGAGUAUUUGUGAUCAUGUUGUUAAUAAAAUGUUUAUUGGCUGCAAGGAUAUGGUGAAGUAUUGUUCAUUUUAUUCUCUCCUUUUAUGACAAAGUGCUUCCUGGUUUGAAAACAAAAAAAGAGCUGCACUAAGUUUAAAAUGAAUUAAAAUAAAACUGUGAACAAUGAUUUGGAUAAAUGAGGCUGUCUCUUUCCUUUUGUGUUUGUUUGGGUGCUAUUUUGAUGCCUGUCUUGUGAUUUUGUCUCAAAUCAUUUUUAACACAAAAACA